AUGGAUCGACAACAUCUUCUGCAGAUAUUAGCGCUCUCUUAUCUCCUUUUCUUUCAAGCUGUGAUUGGUACAGGCGAACUAAACGAAGUUGUAAGUCACUCAGCAGACAUCUAGGGUUCUUCAUUUUUCAUAGUAACAUUCCUGAGUUAAUAAUAUAAGACACGAUUUUGGGUAAUCGAGUGGUGAUGAGGGUCGGAUGUAGAUGUAUAUAAUUUCAACGAUGUAUGCAAUUUCUCAAAUACUAGUUCACUUGCGACGACUCGAACGUCCGUUAACAUUCCGAGUCAAAAAAAAUUAGCUCCAUAUAUAUAUACAUCGCGUGCAUUUAAAAAAUUGCCAAUUCACUUGUCUCCUAGAAAGUGAAAGUCACCGAGGUAGCACCUUUAGGAUUUCCUCAUCGAGUGGCAUAAAAUAACAUAGUUCUAUUAAUCAACAUAAAAUAGCUAUUCAAGUUUCAUUUUCAAUAGGAAUCAAGGAAGAAAUUCUGUUCAACUCAAGGCCCACCAGGCCCAGCAGGUCGGGAUGGAUUACCAGGACGAGAUGGAGCACCAGGACGGGAUGGACUACCGGGACGGGAUGGUGCACCUGGACCCAAGGGGGAAGUGGGACCGCCAGGACCAGCUGGAAUCAAAGGAGAGCCUGGGACCCAAAGGAGAUGGAAACAGUGUUUUUGGAACCACAUCAAUUCUGAGACUGAUAAUGGACGAGUUCUAGUAUGUAUACCGAGAAGGUAAAUAAUCGGUGCUCACUUAAACUGAAGAGAAAAGGGGAUAGUGGUCGCCCUUGUCGAGAUUGAGUAGGAAGAGACCAAAAGCAAUGUUACCUGCUACAUCUAGACGCCUAAUAAAUUUAUUAUUAUUAUUAUUAUUAUUAUUUUUUUUUUUUAAAGAAAUGUCCAUUCACCAAGGCUACCCCAAACACAUACCUCCGUGUAGUUUACAUGGGUAAUAUUCGCGUCACCGGUUGCAAACACUGUUGCAUGAGGUCGUUUUUCACCUUUAACGACAUCGAAUGCAGGGCACCC
Molecule: messenger RNA, 1024 nt
Organism: Pocillopora meandrina
Lineage: Eukaryota; Metazoa; Cnidaria; Anthozoa; Scleractinia; Pocilloporidae
Source: the annotation of a GenBank genome assembly